Messenger RNA from Selaginella moellendorffii, 1270 nucleotides. RefSeq names its product pentatricopeptide repeat-containing protein At4g21190. The record is from RefSeq and is a predicted model, not a curated record. The coding region runs from base 20 to 1219 and encodes 399 amino acids. Lineage: Eukaryota; Viridiplantae; Streptophyta; Lycopodiopsida; Selaginellales; Selaginellaceae. The transcript is spliced from 8 exons. Gene Ontology annotation, molecular function: protein binding.
UUCAGGUAGAAAUUACGAAAUGCAGCAAGCGUUUCCAUGGACGAGCUGCUGUGACCAGCUCAAGUGUUGGGUACCUCCGUUUCAAUCAGUUUACGGGCUGAGAGUGCAUUGCUUCAGAAGAGGAAAGGCUUUUUGUUCAGUAGAGUGCCGAGAGGAUAGUGUGUACAGCUACCGUGGCUUCCAUAAAGAUAGAGUUACUGAUGGCCUACAAGCUGGUAUUAUUUCUUGUCGACGAGUGCGUUCAUGGAUUUGUUUCGCUCAAGGAAAUAAAGGAGAUAAGAAUCAAGGAGAGCAGCCCAAGACAUGGAAGAAAACAGCCAAGAGAGGAAGUUCUCUGAAGGCUGUUAACCUUAUCAAAUGUAUAGCCAAUCUCUCAGACUGCAAGGAAGAUAUAUAUGGUGCAUUGGAUGCUUGGAGUGCUUUCGAAGUCGACUUUCCGAUUGAACCCGUGAAAAAGGCUCUGAGGAUUCUUCGAGAUCAGUGGCAAUGGAAGCGUGUGAUCCAGGUUUCGAAAUGGAUGCUGAGCAAAGGACAUGGCAAGACAAUGGCAACUUAUCAGCUGCUGAUAGUGGCACUGGAGAAAGAAGACCGCAUCGAGGAAGCCGAGGAAGUUUUCCACGGUGUCUUUCGGAGAUACUUGGACGCGCUUCCCCGUUCACAUUUUUCUCUUAUGAUGGGGAUCUACAACCGAGCUGGCAUGUAUGAAAAGCUGCUAGAUCUCUUUGCAGACAUGGAAGAACUCAACGUCAGACCGGAUCAAGGAUUAGUUGAAAUGGUUGCGGAGGUCUAUUUCAAAGUCGGCAUGCCAGAAAAGAGCGAGAAGGUGCGAGAAAAGUAUCCCCUGCGGCGGUAUGAGUAUCGUUAUCUCAAAGGGAGGCGUAUCAGAGUUCCUACGAAGCGACUCUAUCCCGAGCUGAGACUUACAAAACCAUCUCAAGAAGCCGAAAGUGGUGGUGAUGGCGAUGAUCUUUCAGCACAAGAACAAGAACAAGAACAAGAAGAAGAGGAAGAGGAAGAACUUCAAGGAGGAGGACUCGAAGAUAUCGAAGAAAACGAAGAAGUGAUCGUCUCUAGUGCCAACGACGAAGAUGAACUGGAAUUGCCCGAUAAAAUGGAAGAAGAUGGAGAGCUCCUCGAGAGAGUCCUAUUGGGGGAGCCUGUGGGAGAAGAGCUGCUAGAGACCAAGUGGCAAGAACAGCAAAUUCUUCAAGCAAAGUGAGUGAACUUUCUUUCUGCCGGUUUAUGGAAAGGAAGCAAUGCAUUGAAGCAA